Molecule: messenger RNA, 810 nt
Organism: Agrilus planipennis (emerald ash borer)
Lineage: Eukaryota; Metazoa; Arthropoda; Insecta; Coleoptera; Buprestidae
Product: mitochondrial import inner membrane translocase subunit Tim29-like
Exons: 3
Coding region: 178-774 (198 amino acids)
Biological process (GO): protein insertion into mitochondrial inner membrane
Cellular component (GO): TIM22 mitochondrial import inner membrane insertion complex
Source: RefSeq, a predicted model, not a curated record
AGGUAAAUAUUUAUUUAAAUUUUAUUUAAACUUGUCCAUUAUUUAAACAGCUAAUCGUAGUAUUCAAAAUAACAUUUUUAAUAGAAAAUGUUAAGACCUGCUGCCGUACAUUUUAUCUACAAAAUCUCAUAUUUUUCGUUACCCAGUAAGUCAACAGUACACUAAGAAACUACUGAAAUGAGUAUGAUUAAAAUUGAAAACUUCAGAAGUUCCUUAAGAGGUAGAGUGAACAAUUUUCUUUCGAAAUUCCAAUCAACCUUUGAAAGAAUUGAAAAAAAGGCAGAAGGAACCUUUACAGAGAAUUGGGUAAAAUUUUGGAAAAAUGUCUUUGUGGACUAUAAAGAAGUAGCUGUUGAUAUUGCAAAAGAUGUAAAACAUAGACCUAUAAAGGCAGCAGUACUUGUUUCAACUGCUGUGUUCAUUUCAUAUUUAUUCAAAAGUAAUCCCAGUGAAGCUGAUUAUAGGGCAGCUGUGAUAAGAGCAGCUAAUGAUAUUCGUUUAAUUCCACCUUCUAUGCAGAAAGAAGAAGCAGCUAAUUUUUUACAAUACAUUGAGCAAUGUUACAACAGAGAUUUAAUAAGGCGUAUUAGUUUUGGAAUUGCAUGUAUAAUUUGGGUUGAUAAAUAUAAUAAGGAUUACAAAAAUGAAGAAGCUGUAAAUAAAUAUCUUGCUGUAACAAAUAUGGAACUUUUUAAUAGAAUAGUAGACAUUGGAAUUUUAAAUAGAUGGUUUAUUCUUCCAAAAAAGAUGGAAGAUUAUGAUGUUAAUUUUUAACAAUUUGUUUUUGUAGUAAUAAAUUUAUUUAUCUAA